Molecule: messenger RNA, 450 nt
Organism: Spizellomyces punctatus DAOM BR117
Lineage: Eukaryota; Fungi; Chytridiomycota; Chytridiomycetes; Spizellomycetales; Spizellomycetaceae
Exons: 1
Coding region: 1-402 (133 amino acids)
Source: RefSeq, a predicted model, not a curated record
AUGCCAAAGCCCAACGACCCCGACUAUAAAGCCGCCAAAAGAGAUGCCUUCACAGUGCAUCCAUCGAUGCAGGAUGUGCUACAAGGGGCAGGUUACAACAAGGAGCGAGCCGAAGCCAUCGCCGUCUCCCAGCAUAUCCAUGAAAUUGCAAGCGACUUGACGCAGAAAACUGAGAAAGCAACCCACGGCAUUGUACCCAAAGGUUCUGAGGCCGCUCAAGCACAAAGCGAAGAUGCAAAGGCUCGGAGGAUCGCAGAUCAAAUGCUGGGGACUUACACUGAGCGGAUGGAAGCGCUGAGAAGUGCACGCUUGACAGUGGAGGCUCUGCAGGAGGAUUUUGAAAAGAAAAGAGUGGCUCAGACAGGAAAUGCAGACCAGAUGGAGGGAGGUGGUAGGAUGUAGACUGGAACUUGUACAUAUCAUCUUCAUUAAGUGUGAGGCAUUUCAAAC